UUGAGAAUGUUUGUUUACCAACAACCGUAGAUUCCGGCAAUGGCGAUUCCCGCGCAAGAUGUGCUGCUAAUUUGUCGAUUUUGUUUGUGUGAGGACGAAGCGUUUCUUAUUUCGCUAGAGGAUAUAUUGGAUUUUGCACUGAGCGUACAGGAUGUGACAACAUUGACGGGAGUACAGAUAACCGAAGAUAACAUAGCAUCAUACUGCAUGUGCCUAGAUUGUACAACCAAGCUGAAAAGCUGCAUCAACUUCCGCAAAACCUGUUUGUCCAAUGAUGCCAAGUUUCGAGAGCUGUGCGGUCGAUUGCCCGCCCAGGAUAACGGUACGCUGACCAUUCGGGAAGAUAGUGGAAAGGAAGUCUGUGCACCGACUGCACCAACCAUCGAAGUAGCGGACGAAUCGUCAGAUUGUGAUAUAAGCUUUCUGGAAAGAAUUCUGGCAGAUCCGGAAACAGAGGAACCGAAGCCACUGGGUCGUAGCAAACCAGCCAGUCCUCCGUUCGCGUUUUCGUGCAGAAGCGCAGGCAAACCAAAGCAAUGGCAAAAUCCAUGUCAAUGCGCAUCGUGCUUGUGGAAGGAUAUAUCGUUGCCCGAGGCGGACGAUGGCGAAGCGUACUCGGCUAACUAUAUUCCACCAGGAACAGUAGUUUGCACGGAACUACCGGCGGAUCCUACAGAUUUUCAGAGCAUAAAUCCACCAGCUCCACCACCAGUGCCACCGCCGGUACGUAAGCGAGGCCGCAGACACCACAUGUGUGACCGGUGUGGCAGAUGGGCAGUGCACAUGCCAAGCCACAUGUUUCAACAUUUACAGCAUUGCAUAUACAGCUGUCCAUACUGUGACAUGAAAACAAGGAUUAAAGCUUCCUUAAAGGAACACAUCAGAACUGUGCAUAUGAAAUUAGCUCGUAAAACGUGCAACAUCUGCGGUAGGAAAUUCAUUCAUCGUAAGACGUAUCGGUAUCACAUGCUUUCACACGAAGGAAAAACUUUCGAUUGUAAAGGCUGCUCGAAAACGUUCAGUAAUGCUAAAUGCUUGCAGGAUCACAUAAACCGACUACACAAUGCUGGAAGGCUGCUUCAGAAGCAGCCGGCAGAACAGCGUGUUGCAAGAAAACGGAACAGGUCCAAAGCGAUCAUUGAAUAUGAGGAGAGUGAUGCACAGGAAGUAUUGCAAACGCUUUUGAAGAACACAUGAAGGAAUCGGCGAACGGGGAGAAUAGUCCUGCUCCUAACGAACCGGACGAAGUGUAGAUCGAGUACUGUCGAGCAAGGAAGGCAUCGCGACAGGGAAAUAAAAUGUGGUUCGUGAGAACUCUUGUCGCCAAAUAAUA
This is a messenger RNA of Anopheles stephensi (Asian malaria mosquito), 1333 nucleotides long. RefSeq names its product zinc finger protein 358-like. Lineage: Eukaryota; Metazoa; Arthropoda; Insecta; Diptera; Culicidae. Gene Ontology annotation, biological process: regulation of transcription by RNA polymerase II. Gene Ontology annotation, molecular function: RNA polymerase II cis-regulatory region sequence-specific DNA binding; zinc ion binding; DNA-binding transcription factor activity. Bases 40 to 1197 code for a protein of 385 amino acids. The transcript has 4 exons. Gene Ontology annotation, cellular component: nucleus. The record is from RefSeq and is a predicted model, not a curated record.